AUGCGUGCUAUUGACGAGACGUGGCAGGCAGAUUUGGUGGAAAUGCUACCCUAUGCCCGUGAGAAUAAUGGCUACAAGUACGUACUUACCGUCAUAGAUAUUUUCUCCAAGUAUGCCUGGGCGGUUCCUGUUAAAAGUAAGAGUGGACCUGAUGUCACUUCAGCAAUGCAAUCUAUACUUGUGCAGGGUCGUGUACCAACAAACUUACACACUGACAAACGCAAAGAAUUUUAUAAUUCACAUUUUAAAGAACUUCUGCAACGAUGUGGCAUCAAUCACUACUCAACACAUAGUAAUCUGAAGGCGUCAAUCUGUGAAAGGCCAAAGUUUAAAGUUGGUGACAGAGUUCGAGUCAGCAAGCACAAACACGUCUUCGAGAAAGGAUAUACACCAAAUUGGACGACUGAGGUGUUCACUGUUGAUCGGACUAUGUUGACAAGCCCCGUGACAUACAAGCUCAAGGACUAUCAAGAUCAACCAAUCGCUGGCGGAUUAUAUGAACAAGAACUUCUCAAAGUUAAACAUCCAGACAUUUAUCUUGUAGAGAAAGUAAUCAAGAAACUUGACAGCAAAAUAUUUGCAAAGUGGCUGGGCUUUGACAGUUCACACAACAGCUGGAUAGAUCAAUCCGAUAUGUAA
This is a messenger RNA of Belonocnema kinseyi, 639 nucleotides long. RefSeq lists its product as uncharacterized. The transcript is spliced from 2 exons. The record is from RefSeq and is a predicted model, not a curated record. Lineage: Eukaryota; Metazoa; Arthropoda; Insecta; Hymenoptera; Cynipidae. Gene Ontology annotation, biological process: DNA integration. Gene Ontology annotation, molecular function: nucleic acid binding. Bases 1 to 639 code for a protein of 212 amino acids.